CCUUUUUUUUUCUUUUUUGGUCAAGGAGUUUCUACCCCUCCUUGCGUCAGCCUCACGUCACUUGGCCGGUGGCAGCCCCCGAGCUUUGGGGCUGGAGCCGGAGCCUGGAGCCGCUCUUCGCAGGAGGAGGAGGGAGACGGCGGCAGCGGCGCGUGGGGCAGCGAAGCGCCUUCUCCCCCCACCGCAACCCCCCCCACACACACGCAGCCCGCUCCCUCCCUGCGGUGUCGGCCCACAGAAGCCGGGCAGGAGGGCGGCUGACGCGGCAGCGGCACCAGCGGCAGCUCCCCCCGGGGGCUCCUAGCCUCAGCCGGUCUCCUCUCGCCUCUCCCGCGCCGCCUCAGAGGACUUCUCCCCGGCCGACGGAGCGCAGGAGGCGCAGUCGCCGCCUAGGGGCCAGGCAAGAAGGCGGCCGCUGAGGCGACGGGAGCCUCGACGAUGCCCGAGUGACUGGCUCGCCCUCGGAGCCGCGCUGGAUUGAUUGCCUUUUGCGGGCGGGAGGGCGAGCGCGAGGCCAGCAGCAGCAGCAGCUUCUUCCUCGGCGUCGGCCGGCAUGGGAGCCUGGCCCAGGACGUGGUGUUGGCGGCGGCGGCAGCAGCUGCACGGCUCCCCGCGGCCGGCGGCCACCCGCUUCUGGAGCUUGUGGUGGCUGGUGCUGGGCGCCUGGCGGGGGCUGGCGGCCUCGGCUUGCCCCGCGUCGUGCACGUGCAGCGCCGAGCAGAUCUGGUGCCUGGAGCCCGCCGGGAACCUCACCUCCUUCCCGGUGCUCGGCAAGAGGAGCGCGCCCGAGAAAGUCACCGACAUUUACAUUGCAAACCAACGGAAAUUAGAAAGCAUAAAUGAAAGUGAUGUCAGAAGCUACGUUGGAUUAAGAAAUUUAACUGUGGUGAAUUCAGGUUUGAAGUUUGUCUCAACCAAAGCUUUCCUGAAAAAUCCCAGCCUGCAUUACAUUAACUUAUCUGGAAACAAGUUCUCAAGUUUGUCCAGAAAGUCUUUCCGCCACCUGAAUUUGACUGAUCUGAUUUUGGAUGGCAAUCCAUUCAAGUGUAACUGUGACAUUAUGUGGAUCAAGAUAUAUCAAGAGACCAAGUUUCCAAAAACUCAGGAUUUUUACUGUAUGAAUGACUUCAACCAGAACAUAUCUCUGAGGGAGAAGCCAGUCACAAACUGUGGCUUGCCUUCGGUUAGGCUGAACACACAGAACCUCACUGUUAUUGAAGGAAGAAGUGUCACAUUGUACUGUGAGGCUACUGGAAGUCCAUCACCAAGUAUAGCUUGGGUUUUCAAUAAUAUUGUUUCAAAACAUGAGAACGACACAAAUAAGAACCCAGCUUCCCUAACCAUAAAGAAUAUAUCAUCGAAUGACAGCGGCGUGCAGAUUUCUUGUGUAGCAGAAAACAUUGUGGGCGAAGACCAAGCUUCUGUUGACCUCGUGGUGUUCUUUGCACCAAAUAUCACCUACCUUGAAAUUCCAUAUCCGGACCACCACUGGUGUAUUCCAUUCAGCGUGAGGGGGAACCCACAACCUAUCCUGACAUGGUUGCAUGACGGAGUUAAGUUGAAUGAGUCCGUCUAUAUCUGGACUAAAAUACAUGUUGUAAAUCAAACGGAAUACCAUGGCUGCCUUCAGCUGGACAACCCUACUCAUGUGAACAACGGUGAUUAUACCUUGGUGGCACAGAAUCAAUAUGGAAAAGAUGAAGCCAGCAUUUCUGCGUACUUUAUGGAAGAUCCUGGAGGUAUGCAGGAUCCGGAAUGCUGGUCCCCAUUCCCAGAUGAGACAGAUCUUACAGGUAGUUCGUUCUACACCCAUCUUGGUUAUAGUGAGGAUUAUGGAACGCCAACGGAUAAUUUUGAAGAUACUACAAAUAAUAGUAAUCCAGUUACUUCUACGGAUGUUUCCGACAAAAACAAUGAAGAUAGCAUCACUGUCUAUGUUGUAGUGGGGAUUGCAGCAUUAGUGUGCACUGGCUUAGUUAUUUUGCUCAUUAUUCUCAAGUUUGGAAGGCACUCCAAGUUUGGAAUGAAAGUUGAAUUUAAACAAGUUGGUCUGGUAGACCACAUGUGGCUGUCAUUGCAAGACUGCGAUAAUGAAGGUCCUUCUUCAGUUAUCAGCAAUGACGACGAUUCAGCGAGUCCUCUUCAUCACAUCUCUAAUGGAAGCAACACUCCAUCUUCUUCCGAGGGCGGACCGGAUGCAGUAAUUAUUGGAAUGACAAAGAUUCCCGUAAUUGAAAACCCUCAGUAUUUUGGGAUCACAAAUAGUCAACUCAAGCCCGACACAUUUGUCCAGCACAUCAAGCGACACAACAUUGUUCUCAAAAGGGAACUGGGAGAAGGAGCCUUUGGGAAAGUCUUCUUGGCCGAAUGUUAUAAUCUGUGUCAUGAGCAGGAAAAGAUCUUGGUUGCAGUGAAGGCACUAAAAGAUGCUAGCGACAAUGCCCGCAAAGACUUCCACCGGGAGGCAGAACUAUUAACUAACUUACAGCAUGAACACAUUGUGAAGUUUUAUGGGGUAUGUGUGGAAGGAGAUCCUCUCAUCAUGGUCUUUGAAUACAUGAAGCAUGGAGAUCUUAACAAGUUCCUCAGGGCACAUGGACCUGAUGCAGCUCUGAUGGCUGAAGGGAGUCAUCUAACGGAGCUAACCCAGUCACAGAUGUUACAUAUUGCCCAGCAGAUUGCAGCUGGCAUGGUUUACUUGGCAUCACAGCAUUUUGUGCAUCGUGACCUUGCCACUCGGAAUUGCCUGGUUGGUGAAAACUUACUGGUGAAGAUAGGAGAUUUUGGAAUGUCAAGAGACGUGUAUAGCACAGAUUACUACAGGGUUGGUGGACAUACCAUGUUACCCAUUCGCUGGAUGCCUCCUGAAAGCAUAAUGUACAGAAAAUUCACCACGGAAAGUGAUGUCUGGAGCCUUGGAGUCGUUCUAUGGGAAAUCUUUACCUACGGCAAACAGCCAUGGUAUCAGCUCUCAAACAAUGAGGUAAUUGAGUGUAUUACUCAGGGCCGUGUCCUGCAGCGACCUCGCACCUGCCCCAAGGAAGUCUAUGAUCUGAUGUUGGGAUGCUGGCAGCGGGAGCCUCAUAUGAGGCUCAACAUCAAAGAAAUCCACUGCCUGCUUCAGAACUUGGCCAAGGCAUCUCCAGUGUACCUGGAUAUUCUGGGAUAGAAACUCCUGGCACUUCCUCUUACGGAGUGUGUGAAUGAAUGUGUUCAAUUGCCACUAAACUCCAUUAAAAUGUGUUCUCAACUCUGACAGUAUUAAAUACAAAGAUAUGGAGAAGCUUUCAAAGGGCAAGCUGUGUGCAUUUCCCCCUCUGUAGACACAGUAUUGACUUUGUGACAUUACUGACAUGUAUCUCUUCUCCCCUUCGUUCUUUCUGUGUCUCUGUCCCUGCCCCUCGAUUUCUCUUCAAUCAGGCUUCUGCAUUAUUAUAACUCUGCAUAGACAAAGGCCUUAAAAAAACCUGACCUGUUAUAUCAACAGACACUCAGUUUUGCCCAUCACAACUAACAAUGCCUUGUUGUAUUCAUGCCUUUGACCUGGAUAAAAAAAGGGAAAUAAUGACUUGAACUUUGUGACUUCUGCUGUAUGGAUAUCUGGAGCUUCUAUGGAUUCACCUCUUCUUCACGUGCUUUGGCAUCUGGGCAGAAAAACUGAAGACUGGUAUUCUCUGUGGGAAUCUUGUUUUAGCUGAGAUCAAGCCAGAGGGAAAGAAAUCAGCAGAUUGAGUAAUCCACUCUAAGGAGAAACUAUAGGAUCAGAUGGCAUCUGAUAUACCACUUUAAUAUAUCGAUGUAAUUAUUUGGUGAAUGGGAAGGAAUUCAGUGAUUUCCCCUGGGAAAUGUUUAGAGGAGUAAAGGCACAUCUAAGUGUGCCGCCGUUUUUACACCGAUAGAUGCAUCCAUGUGGUCUGUAUAAAAGGCGUUGCCAAGACAUCUCAGAAUUGCAUAGCAAUAUGCUCCAGCCUUGUUUAACCAUAGGGAUUUCUGAUGUCUCGGAAUACUAGCUGAUGAGAAUCACACAUGCGGAGAGUGCUGCUGUUCUUAGUUCCUGUUUGUGGGCUUCUCCAAGGCAUCUGGUUGGCCACUGUGAAAACAGGAUGCUGUACUAAGAUAGGUAUUGGGCCUGAUUCGGAUAGGCUGUUAUUUCGUUCUGUUCUGAUGCCACUGGUACAAUUGUUCUCCCGUGAGUCUUUGAUAACGCAGGCGAGGGCUGAGGUAUAUUAAAGUGUAGUAUAAUUACCAAGGCCAAUUCCUAAAAUAUGAAUGCUUCCGUAAGACAGGAGGGAAGCUUCUCUUAUAUGAUGCUGUUCAGACAGCGAGCCCUUGCUGUCGCCCCCCUUUCCUCUUCCCCUUCUCCCUGUGCAAACCCCAACCCAGCAUGGUCCCUGUUGAUUAAUACCCAGCAAUUUGUGCUGAAAACAGUUGCUCAUCUCAUUGUGCACCCAAAUAGGCGUAGCAAAUUCAUGACGGAAAACAUAUAUUUAGUUGUAGGAAGGUCAUUAGCUACAUUCAAACAUCUAUACAUUGUCGCAGGCGCAAGAGGCUGGUACCGAAGAUUAUAUGGCAUUUGUGAGAAAACAGGUCCAAGAAGUCUCUAGGGAAACGACAGUACGGUUAUUAACUUGGUGAAUGAUUAAGAUUCAGAGUUCGCACUGGAGUCUGCUUGAUGAAGUGGUGGUAUUCCGGUCUUUUUUUAUUUACGAUUGACAGGCAUGGUGCGUUUACACUUUUCAUCAUGGCUGCUGGGCUGAAGAAGGCAAGCUCGUGACACACAAAUGUGAAAGGUCUAGGAUGUGCAUGUCAGGUAAUUUCUAUUAUAAACCCUUAAGAUGAGAUAAAAUCAAAGUCAGUUCCUACCUUUGUGGAGAAAGUGCUGCAAAAAAUAGGGGUUAUUUUUUACUAAAACAAAUGGGGUCAUAAACGCACAGCUUGUCAAUGUUUUAUUGUCAUUUUAUUUUUAAAAUUAAGCACUUAUUUUUCUAAGUGUUUCCAUAAUAGUUUAAUAUAUGUUUUGCUUGCAUUUCUUAUUUAUUAAGGCACUUUCUUUUUGUCCCUCAGUAGUUUGGAAAGAAACUGUUCUUUUACAUCUAAAUUAAAAUAGCAAAUGUUAAAUAGUGAUGAAGUUGGGCUCUCUUAUGUCAUUGACAAAGGUUGGUGAAGAAUACAUAUAACAAUGUAACUCUAAAGCCAUAUAUAUAUAUGUGU
Podarcis muralis (Common wall lizard) is the source of this 5211-nucleotide messenger RNA. Lineage: Eukaryota; Metazoa; Chordata; Lepidosauria; Squamata; Lacertidae. The record is from RefSeq and is a predicted model, not a curated record.